AGUGCCUAUGAAAAAUCUAAACAUAUUAUAGAUUACCUCAAAGAGGCUUCCAAAGGGUAUACCUCAAAAUGCCGCCAACUAACAGCAGUUCCUGUCAAUGUUUGUGACAGUUUGCAAAUAAAGGGCUUGAAAUUGGUGGAUUUUGAAAUGUUAAACUCCUGCUAUGAUGCCGAACUUAAUGUUUUACAGUUUCCAUUGAUGAAUGCUGGUAAUAGAAUAGUAGGCGAGAAAUUUUUAUAUUUAGAAGAUGGUAAAGAGGAGUGCUUUCAAAAUGACAAUUUAUCUGGAGUCUUACUAUACGGACCAUCCAAUAAACAAAAGGCCAUAGUUGUGGCCAAUUUAUUAGACUUUUUGGUGCUAAUCGCUCAGCGUAUUGAUACACAUGCUAUUGUCUGUUUACCCUAUGGUCUAAAAUGUCUUCCUCAAGAAUGUUUACCAACAUUGGAACAUUUUAAGGAACUGGUACUUUGGUUUAAGUGUGAUUCUACGGGAUGGGAUGUUGCCAAAACAUUUGCAAGUAAAAUUGAUGAAAGACGAUGCCUUUUAAUACGACCCACCGUUGCUGAACCAUCUCCCUUCGAUGCCCAACGAAAACGACUCAAUAUUCGCCACAUUUUGCAAAAAGCGACACCGGUACGACACAAGUCAAUUACGACCUUUAACUCCCUCAGAAAUGACGUUCUCAGUGAAUUGCAAAAUAUAGAGAAAGUGAAUGGUGUUAAAUGGAAAAGAUUUCCUAUACUUAAUAAACUACUGAAGGGGCACCGUAAGGGGGAGUUGACUAUAAUAACAGGACCCACAGGCAGUGGUAAAACUACAUUUAUGAGUGAAUACUCUUUGGAUUUGGCAUUGCAAGGAGUUUCAACACUAUGGGGUUCUUUUGAAAUAAGAAAUGCCCGUUUAGCAUCCACUUUGUUACGUCAAUUUGUUGGUUAUUCUCUGGAAAAGAAAUUGCAUGAAUUCGAUCAUUGGGCUACAGAAUUUGAAAAACAUCCCAUGUACUUUAUGACUUUUCACGGACAACAGCCGCUGAAAAUAGUCAUGGAAGCGAUAGAACAUGCACAUUAUGUUCAUGAUAUAAGUCAUGUUAUUAUAGAUAAUCUUCAAUUUAUGAUGGGCAUUUCAAAUACAUAUCGUACAGACAAAUUUUGGGAACAAGAUAGUAUAAUAGCCUCAUUUCGAGCUCUUGCUACAAAACACAAUGUACAUGUGACUUUGGUAAUGCAUCCACGCAAAGAAAGAGAAGAAGAUGAUCUAACUACUAGUUCAAUAUUUGGUUCGGCUAAGGCUAGCCAAGAAGCGGAUAAUGUUCUAAUUAUCCAGGAUAAACGUUUAACCAGUUUAAAGGGUAAAAAAUAUUUACAAAUUGUCAAAAACCGUUAUAGCGGAGAUUUAGGCAUAAUGCCUUUAGAAUUUAAUAAGGAUGCUUUAAGUUAUGCCUACUCCGGCCAAAAGAAAAAGAAGGAAAAAGACAUAGAAACGCAUUCACAAUCGUCAAGAGAGUUAUAGUAUUUAUUAUUUGUUAAUAUUAUACGAUAUAUUGUUAUUCUAAUUU
Calliphora vicina (urban bluebottle blowfly) is the source of this 1555-nucleotide messenger RNA. It is a transcript of the gene mtDNA-helicase, whose product is annotated as mitochondrial DNA helicase. The record is from RefSeq and is a predicted model, not a curated record. Lineage: Eukaryota; Metazoa; Arthropoda; Insecta; Diptera; Calliphoridae. The transcript has 2 exons. Gene Ontology annotation, molecular function: single-stranded DNA binding; 5'-3' DNA helicase activity; ATP binding. Gene Ontology annotation, cellular component: mitochondrion. Gene Ontology annotation, biological process: mitochondrial DNA replication. The coding region runs from base 148 to 1509 and encodes 453 amino acids.